Molecule: messenger RNA, 3435 nt
Organism: Lachancea nothofagi CBS 11611
Lineage: Eukaryota; Fungi; Ascomycota; Saccharomycetes; Saccharomycetales; Saccharomycetaceae
Source: the annotation of a GenBank genome assembly
AUGUCAAGUGUAGGCGUAGCAGCUCCUCAGACAGUUUUGGAGAAGGAUUCAGCAUUUGAGCCACUUUUGAAGCCUGUUUACAAGGGCAAAAAGCUUACAGAUGAGAUCAAUACGGCAGAAGACAAGUGGAACCUGCUACCAGCCUUUCUCAAAGUGAAAGGUCUAGUCAAACAACAUUUGGACUCUUUCAAUUACUAUGUGGAUGUCGAUCUGAAAAAGAUCAUUAAAGCCAACCAACUGAUCCUCAGUGACGUGGAUCCGGAAUUUUACCUAAAAUAUGUGGACAUUAGAGUAGGCCACAAAUCCAGCUCGUCAUCCAAAGACUAUAUUGUUCCACCUCACGAAUGUCGACUCAGAGAUAUGACCUAUUCCGCUCCAGUGUACGUCGAUAUUGAGUACACCAGAGGUAGAAACAUCAUUAUGCAUCGAGAUGUGGAAAUUGGGAGGAUGCCAAUCAUGCUGCGUUCCAACAAGUGUGUGUUAAAUGGGGCUUCAGAAAGUGCGAUGGCAAAAAUUAAUGAGUGCCCCCUCGAUCCUGGUGGUUAUUUCAUUGUAAACGGAACUGAAAAGGUAAUUUUAAUCCAGGAACAAUUGUCCAAAAAUCGUAUAAUUGUUGAGGCUGACGAAAAGAAAGCCAUUGUACAAGCUUCAGUCACCUCUUCAACUCACGAAAGAAAAUCGAAAACCUAUGUGAUUACCAAGAAUGAAAAGAUUUAUCUUAAGCACAAUUCUAUCGCAGAAGAAGUUCCCAUCGUGCUAGUGCUAAAAGCGUGUGGUGUUGUAUCAGAUCUUGAAAUCAUGCAGCUGGUGUGUGGUAAUGAUAGCAGUUACCAAGACAUUUUCGCCAUCAACUUUGAAGAAGUUGCGAAAAUGAAGAUCUACACCCAACAGCAGGCUUUGGAGUAUAUUGGCGCGAAAGUGAAAACCGUCAGACGUCAAAAAUUGACCAUUUUGCAAGAAGGUAUCGAGGCCAUAGCUACCACUGUAAUUGCUCAUUUGACAGUCGAAGCAUUGGAUUUCAGAGAAAAAGCUUUGUACAUCGCUGUGAUGACAAGAAGAGUAGUUAUGGCAAUUCAAAAUCCUAAAAUGGUUGACGACCGGGAUUAUGUCGGUAACAAGCGGCUGGAGUUGGCAGGUCAGUUAAUGUCUUUACUGUUUGAAGAUUUGUUCAAAAAAUUCAACAAUGACUUCAAGGCUAAUAUAGACAAGGUUUUGAAAAAGCCCAAUAGGGCAAUGGAGUACGAUGCAUUACUGUCCAUCAACGUGCAUUCUAAUAACAUCACAAGUGGUCUAAACAGAGCAAUCUCUACAGGUAAUUGGUCGCUGAAGAGAUUUAAGAUGGAAAGAGCGGGUGUAACUCACGUACUGAGUAGACUGUCCUACAUUUCAGCACUGGGCAUGAUGACAAGAAUUUCUUCCCAGUUCGAAAAGUCGCGUAAAGUCUCUGGACCAAGAGCACUACAACCAUCCCAAUUCGGAAUGUUAUGUACUUCCGAUACACCAGAAGGUGAAGCAUGUGGUCUAGUCAAAAAUUUGGCGCUUAUGACGCACAUCACGACCGAUGACGAAGAAGACCCGAUCAGGAAGCUAUGUUACUUGUUGGGUGUGGAGGAUAUCACGGUUGUAGAUAGUGAAUCUCUUCAUCUUAAUUACUGUGUCUAUCUGAACGGUACAAUUGUAGGCGUGAUAAGGUUUCCAACUAAGUUUGUUUCUCAUUUCAGAAACCUGAGGAGAUCUGGUAAAGUCUCAGACUUCAUCUCUAUUUAUGCUAACUCACAUCAAAAAGCUGUUCACAUAGCGACGGAUGGUGGUAGAGUAUGCCGACCUCUGAUCAUUGUCUCCGGUGGCAGUAAUACGGUUAAAGCUGACCAUUUACGAGCCCUACUUAAGGGCAAGCUUCAAUUCGAUGACUUUUUAAGACUGGGAUUGGUUGAAUAUUUGGAUGUGAAUGAGGAAAAUGACUCUUUUAUUGCCUUAUAUGAAAAAGACAUUGAAUCAAGAACAACACAUCUAGAAAUCGAACCUUUCACGGUUUUGGGAGCUGUGGCUGGCCUCAUUCCAUACCCACAUCAUAAUCAGUCUCCCCGUAAUACAUAUCAAUGCGCCAUGGGUAAGCAGGCAAUUGGUGCAAUUGCCUACAAUCAAUUCAAGAGAAUUGAUACCUUACUUUACCUCAUGAUUUACCCACAACAACCAAUGGUUAAAACGAAAACUAUCGAACUUAUAGACUACGAUAAGAUCCCUGCAGGCCAAAAUGCAACUGUUGCGGUGAUGUCAUACUCUGGUUACGAUAUUGAGGAUGCUUUAGUACUCAACAAGUCAUCAAUUGACAGGGGUUUCGGUCGCUGCGAAACGAGACGGAAACUAACAACCGUUUUAAAGAGAUACCCUAAUCACACUCAAGACAUGGUUGGUGGUAUGAGAGUCGACGAAAGUGGUGAACCUAUAUGGCAACACAAACCUCUCGGCCCAGAUGGCCUAGGAGAAGUCGGUAUGAGAGUUGAAAGUGGUCAAAUAUAUGUUAACAAAUCCGUCCCCACUAAUGCUUCCGAUAGCGUUUUAACACAAACCCAGGCCCAGUAUAGAGAAACUCCAGUUGUUUACAGAGCUCCUGAACCCUCUCACAUCGACCAAGUUAUGAUGUCUGUUUCUGAAAACGAUCAGGCCCUAAUUAAGGUGCUACUGAGACAGAAUAGAAGGCCCGAACUUGGUGAUAAAUUUUCUUCGAGACAUGGUCAAAAAGGUGUUUGUGGCAUCAUUGUGAAUCAUGAAGAUUUGCCGUUCAGUGACCAAGGUGUGGUACCCGACAUCAUCAUGAAUCCCCAUGGUUUUCCAUCUCGUAUGACGGUUGGUAAAAUGAUUGAAUUAAUUUCAGGGAAAGCUGGUGUUUUUAACGGGACCUUGGAGUACGGUACUUGUUUCGGCGGUUCUAAGUUGGAGGAUAUGUCGAGCAUUUUGGUGAACAAUGGCUUCAGCUAUUCAGGUAAAGAUAUGUUGUACUCUGGUAUCACUGGCGAGUGUCUUCAGGCAUACAUUUUCUUUGGCCCCAUCUAUUACCAAAAAUUGAAACACAUGGUUCUUGACAAGAUGCAUGCCAGGGCAAGAGGCCCCAGAGCAGUUCUUACUCGUCAACCUACGGAGGGUAGAUCUCGUGAUGGUGGUUUAAGACUAGGGGAAAUGGAAAGAGAUUGUGUUAUUGCAUAUGGUGCUUCCCAACUAUUACUGGAGAGAUUGAUGAUAAGUUCGGAUGCAUUUGAAGUGGAUGUUUGCAACCAAUGUGGGUUGAUGGGUUAUAGCGGGUGGUGCACCACUUGCAAGAGUGCAGAACACAUCAUCAAAAUGACAAUUCCAUAUGCUGCCAAAUUAUUAUUCCAGGAACUUUUAUCGAUGAAUAUUGCUCCUAGAUUGAAGCUCGAGGAUGUAUUUGAACAGUGA